This is a messenger RNA of Arabidopsis lyrata subsp. lyrata, 1512 nucleotides long. Its product is annotated as nudix hydrolase 10. Gene Ontology annotation, molecular function: NADH pyrophosphatase activity; ADP-ribose diphosphatase activity; NAD binding. The transcript has 8 exons. The coding region runs from base 532 to 1383 and encodes 283 amino acids. Lineage: Eukaryota; Viridiplantae; Streptophyta; Magnoliopsida; Brassicales; Brassicaceae. The record is from RefSeq and is a predicted model, not a curated record.
GCUUUAUUAUGUUUGUGGCCUACUUGCAGUCUUGCACUCUGUAAGGUUGGGUUGGUUUGGCUUUAUAUGAUUAUAUCGUAAGUCACGUUCCAUGAUGUCAACAAGCCCAUUCUCAAAUGAACAUGUAAUAACCUAAACGAUCAAACUAAACUGAGAUAUGUUGCCAAAAUGAAAAUUCGCAUGAUCAAAGUAUUUCUAAUUAGGGUGUUGUUACGUAUUCAUAAUUGCAUAUACAUAUUUUUGCGUUAAGGUGACGUGUGGGACUGCGUCACUCCACCGAAGGACCGCGUCGGGUUAAUGUGAAGGCAAUUAUGAAUAUCUUAUGUUUAUGAUUUAUGACCCACCCCACUAAUGUAUAUAUGUUAGUAAUACUUAUAUAAGCACUUGACUUCUGCCAUUAUCGCCUCGUGAUUGUUCUCAUUUUGAAAUCAUUUGCUUCGUUGAAACCACACUCUCCUUUUGCUCUAUCUUCUCCUUUGGUUGAAUACUUGAAUCAUCCAAUCUUCGACCAAAUUUCUCAGAAUUUGAAGCAUGUCAGAUGAACAAGAGGCUCCUCUGAUUAAUGGAGUAGAACACAAGAUUUGUGAGGUACUUCCGUUUGUAGAUGAUGACUACGGAGGAGUGAUCGUGGAGAUGAAAACUCCUAUGGAUACUAAGUCUUUUGUUGCAGCUCUUAGAUAUUCAUUCGAGCACUGGCGGUCACAGGGUAAAAAGGGAGUCUGGUUAAACUUGCCUCUCUCACACGUAAACCUCGUGGAACCUGCGGUUAAGGAAGGUUUCCGGUAUCACCACGCUGAGCCAACUUACCUGAUGCUAGUUUAUUGGAUUCCGAAAGCCGAGAGUACUAUUCCUUUGAAUGCUUCCCAUCGUGUUCGUGUUGGUGCUGUUGUCUUGAACCAUAACAAAGAGAUUCUUGUGGUGCAGGAAAAAUACGGUAAAUUACGCGGAUCAGGUAACUGGAAGAUCCCAACAGGAGUUGUUGACGAGGGUGAGGAGAUUUUCGCGGCAGCCAUUAGAGAAGUAAAAGAAGAAACAGGCAUCGACACUGAGUUUUUGGAGAUUCUAGCUUUCUGUCAAACCCACGAGUCAUUUUUUGCCAAGUCAGAUUUAUUCUUCGUUUGUCUCUUGAGACCUACCUCCUUUGAUAUUCAAAAACAGGACUUAGAAAUCGAAGCAGCUCAAUGGAUGCGGUUAGAGGACUCUGCCUCUCAACCUAUCACACACAAGAACGAACUCUUCAAAGCUAUUCACCGCAUUUGCUCAAUGAAAAUGGAGAAUAGCUAUAGUGGUUUUUCCUCACAACAUAUUACAACUUUCUUUGACGACAAGUUAGGUUAUCUCUACUUGAAUAAACAAGAAGAUAUGAAAAAACAUAUCUCUUAAUUCUUCUUCCAAGAACAUAAAACUUCAAACAUCGUCAUUAUAAUUUUCUGAUCUAAAAACAAUCAAUCGAUCUGAAUGAAAAGAAAUGCACGAGGUUUAGAUUUUCUAUUAUAAAAGAGAUGCUGAAUU